CGAGCACGCAGAUGUAGAGCAGCGCACAUUAUCGUAGAAAGAGCCUGACCAACAAACAAUGGCUGCCCCCAGAAGGACUCCUCGUGCAAGACCCACUCACAUCUACCCGCCCUCCGACCACUCCGCUGCCUAUUCAGAUGCUUACGACGACGACAUGCCGUUCGAGUUCGAUGAGGCCGAUGUCUGGAGCAACGGCGAUGUUGCUCGGGUCCCCUCGUUCGAAACGAUCCGCAGCAACGGAGUGGCGACGCCCGGUUCGUGCGCACCGAGAAGACCGCCCAGAAGGGCCGACAUUUCGUCCGACCCGAAGCCUGCGGCGGCGUCAUUGCCUGUCAACAUACCGGAUUGGUCGAAGAUUAAUAUGACGCCCGACCAUGCCGACGGUGGAGGAAGAGUUGAGAGCGACGACGAGGGCGAGGACGACCGAGAGAGUAGGGUUCCGCCUCACGAGUACUUGGCAAGGAGGAGAGGGGCUUCGCUGUCGGUGCACGAAGGGAUUGGGAGGACGCUGAAAGGCAGAGAUCUGAGAAGGGUGAGGGAUGCCAUUUGGAAGUCCGUUGGAUUUACAGACUAAAAGCUGAUUACUUAAAACUUGGUCUUCUAUAUCUACCCAAAGGAUUUUCGUAAAGGCCAUAUGAGAUAAUGAGAGUCGCUCUCUUGGUGCUGUCAACCAGAGGUGGACUCUUUCGUGUGUGAUUCUGAAGUUGCGACUCUUAUCACUUUUUCCAUGCCCUUUUGUAUGUUCAUGAUCUCGAGUCCUUUAGAUUCAACAGGCUCUUCUUUCUUCUUCUUGCAACACAGAGACAAGAAGGCAAAGCAAAGCGUCGGAA
This is a messenger RNA of Syzygium oleosum, 830 nucleotides long. RefSeq names its product protein S40-4. The transcript has a single exon. Lineage: Eukaryota; Viridiplantae; Streptophyta; Magnoliopsida; Myrtales; Myrtaceae. The record is from RefSeq and is a predicted model, not a curated record. Bases 59 to 574 code for a protein of 171 amino acids.